This is a messenger RNA of Magnolia sinica, 864 nucleotides long. RefSeq names its product disease resistance protein RPM1-like. The record is from RefSeq and is a predicted model, not a curated record. Gene Ontology annotation, molecular function: ADP binding. NCBI's taxonomy places the organism in Eukaryota, Viridiplantae, Streptophyta, Magnoliopsida, Magnoliales, Magnoliaceae. The transcript has 2 exons. Gene Ontology annotation, biological process: defense response to other organism. Bases 1 to 864 code for a protein of 287 amino acids.
AUGAAACUUGAGCAAUUGUUACUGAAAAACGAGGAGACACAACAGCGUACUGUCAUUUCGAUUGUGGGGAUGGGCGGUUCCAGAAAGAUGACUCUUGGAAAGAAAAUCUACAAAACUGCAAAGACAAGUUUUGAUUGCCAUGCAUGGAUUUAUGUGUCUCAAUCAUUCGAAAAGAAGGAUAUCUUGAAGCGCAUGCUUGAAGGAUUUUAUGAGAGUAGGAAGGAGGCGGCUACAAAUCAUGGGAAGACAAUGGAUGAGACAAACAUAGGAGAGAUGAUCAACGACUACUUGCAAGGAAAAAGGUACGCUCUAUUCCUUGAUGAUAUAUGUGAUACUAGUGUUUGGGAUGAUGUGAAAUAUGCUUUGCCUCAUGACGGUGGAAGCAAGAUCAUCUUCACGACUCGCAGUGAAAAUACAGCCCGUCCUCACUUGGUCGAAGUGGGAAAUGCCAUGGUCAAAAGAUGCAAAGGGUUACCACUCGCCAUUGUGGUAAUUGGUGGCCUCAUGUCAAAGAAGAGCACUGAUCUAGCUGAAUGGAAUGAUGUUCUUGAAAAUCUUGAUUGGGAACUGAAAGAUAAUGAAGAUCUUGCAAGAUUAAAUCGAGUCCUGUUAACGAGUUACAAUUAUUUACCUUUUCACCUCAAAUAUUGUUUCUUGUAUUGUGGUCUGUUUCCCGAGGAUCAUGUGAUUAAGAGAAAGAAGCUGAUUCGCGUGUGGGUGGCCGAGGGCUUCAUUGAGGAACAUCCACGGAAGACACCUAAAGAAGUUUCAAGUAAAAUUACUUUGCUCAGCUCAGCUCAGCUCAUUGAUAGGAACCUGCUCCAACCUGUCAUUGAUGAGACUACGGGGGAGUUGAUAGCGUGA